GUCUCUCCCAAAACUGGGAAGGUGGAGAACCGAGUGCAGUCAUGGGAUUGUGUACUAAUAGAGUGAUAACAACAUCGCGUAUUUACAAAAUUGCCAUCAUGUCCCUUCUCGAACUCCACUUUUCCUGAAGUCCCAAUUUAUCAUCUCUCCCAAAGUCUCGUACCCUUCUUUUUCUCUCGAUUUUCAUCACAAACGAAUUAAAUUUUCGUUUUCUACCUCCAGUGAUUCUCCAGUUGUAACAGCAUCAAUGGCUUCAUCACCUUCUUCAACAGAACUUAAGCCCUUUUCAGUUCUCUUUGUAUGUUUAGGUAAUAUCUGUAGAAGUCCAGCAGCUGAAGGAGUCUUCACUGAUAUGGUCCAGAAAAGAGGCGUUGAAUCAAAAUUUAAGAUUGAUUCUGCUGGUACAAUUGGCUAUCACGAGGGUAAUCCAGCAGACCCACGGAUGAGAUCUGCUUCUAAACGUCGUGGGAUUGAGGUUACUUCUAGGUCCAGACCAAUUAGACCAUCUGAUUUCAGGGAUUUUGAUCUUAUCCUUGCAAUGGAUAUGCAAAACAAAGAUGAUAUAUUGGGUGCACUUGAGAGGUGGAAAUUUAAAGAGACUCUUCCUGAUGAUGCUCAUAAGAAGGUUAAGUUAAUGUGCUCAUACUGCAAGAAGCAUAAUGAGAAAGAAGUACCAGAUCCUUAUUAUGGUGGACCACAAGGUUUUGAGAAGGUCCUAGAUUUGCUAGAAGAUGCUUGUGAAUCGUUACUUGACAGCAUUCUUACAGAGAACAGUCUAAUUUCUGAUUCAUAGGACCCCAAAUUACAUGUUAAUGACGGAAAUAUCUUGUAAGUUUAAUAAUUAGAGAAUUUCAUUUCUGUGAAAUCAAAGACUGGGAACUCUGAUGAACCUGAUGAGGGACAACAUUCAUUUAGAUGAUGAUUAUGAAAUUUUUACUGGUUCCCAUCAUGUUAUAAUCCAUCCGUAUUCUACAUGCUAUUUUGGUUAUGAAUAUGGUCUCCAUCAUGUAUAAUCCCAUUUCUAUUAGCGAGUUCAUUAUUA
Molecule: messenger RNA, 1042 nt
Organism: Papaver somniferum (opium poppy)
Lineage: Eukaryota; Viridiplantae; Streptophyta; Magnoliopsida; Ranunculales; Papaveraceae
Product: putative low molecular weight protein-tyrosine-phosphatase slr0328
Exons: 5
Coding region: 248-793 (181 amino acids)
Biological process (GO): protein dephosphorylation
Molecular function (GO): protein tyrosine phosphatase activity
Source: RefSeq, a predicted model, not a curated record